CUUGGACAAUAAUUUAGCAACAUUUCGGUCGACAAAAACCAAUUUCGUGCUAACACUAUAGAAUUAUUCGGCAGUGACAAGCACCCAGCAAUUAAUCAGGCAAUAGCAAUUAGCCGGUGCACAAUAGCAAAAAUUUUAAUGGCAAUAGCUAUAUUUAGCACUGUAAUGUCCUAUCCAUGUAAAAAUUAUAAUGCCAAAGAGACACCUAGGAGAUACCAAGUAUAGCAACAACUUGUGGGCAAAACCCAGUGCUCACAGAAAAAACUAAAUUUUGAAAUGUAAUCGAGCAAGUUCACCAGAUCAUUGAACAUUCCGCCGAAGCGGACCAACAACCCAGUAAAAUAAUUGCUCAAUUAUACAUCAAACCAAAAAUAAUGCAUUCAAUACUGUUUUUCCUUAUACCUUACAAAAAAUGAUCCCCGGCUGCCAGAAUUUUCCGCCACAAUAAAUUUAUUACAACUUCACAUUCACAAAAUAAAUUUAUCCCCCAAAAUUCAAAGCCACGAAACUAGUUUGUCUUUUAAUGCGUCUAAAAAAUAUUCAAGCCCCACCAGUGAUAAAUGCACCCCAUCUAAACGAUAAAAUCCGGGGGUAUCAGUGUCAAUGUCUAUGGACAACACGUCGCCCUUGGGCAAAGCAAGAACUUUUUGGCGACCAAACCUGUUAAUACGCCGUCUUUUGCCAUCUGCUUUUUUAUAAAUUUGACCAGUACCCCAAUUUAACCUUGGCAAGAUGUCACACCAAAUGAUAACACACUCCGGAAAAGUUGAUGCCACAUAAUUCAAACCUUUGGAUAUUAAAUUGAAAAUACGACACAGAGAAAACUUGCUCGCAUCAUAAUGUAUGUAUGACACUGAAAAAUGAUAGUUAGUGAAAAUGAGUGUCCGAUAUUGGUAAAAAUAGAAAGAUGAAUCUUGUUUUUCUCUGUUAUUUCAGAAGUGUUGUAGUGGGUUACACCCAUGGAUCUGCACAGUAUUUUAGCAAAUUAUUUAGGAUAUCUUACAAUAGUCUUGUGUCAAUAAGUUCAUUUUUCACAGCACCCACAUUUUAAAAUUUUCCCCUAAAAAUAUGAAUGAGUCACUUUACAGAACAUUGAUAAGUGUGGAUAUUUUGUUGCAAAAUGAAUGAUAGAAAGUUGUAUUUAUAUUUUAUUGUCAUUUAUUUAUUUAUUAAGUUAAUGUUAGCUCCCAAUCAAACUUAAUGAUAUGAAGUACAGGUUGAUAGUUCAUGUACAUUUUGUAUGUUGUCUACAUAGAUUUAACUGUAUUUUAAAAAGAGUCUGACAACUUCUAAAUUGUGAUUUGUCGUCCACCUCUGAUUUAUGUGGAAAAGUUGUCAGUUAUAAAUGGGGAAUAAGAAAGUACUAGUACUGAAUUCAGGAUACACUGAUUACUGUGACAUUAUUUAAAUUUUGUGAGCAUAGAAUGUUUUUGUUUUGGCCCAGAUGGCUGUUUUGUAGUGACAUGAAUUUGUGGGAAUUCAAAUUUAACCUUUAGCCUACUGGUGGCAAGUGAUUUUGCCUUUACAACCAGUGCAGACCAAGAUAAGCCUGCACAUCUGUGCAGACUGAUCAUAGUCUGCACUUUACGCUAUUCAUUUAGUAAAUUUUAAUGAAUACCCCUUCAAAUAAUAAAUGGUACUGCCUAAAUUAAAUAAUAGACCAGUUCAUUCUAGAAAUAUAGCAGGGUAAAGGUAAUAAAGGACCUCGUUCCUGGCAAUUUCAUUUUGUUCACUGGGAUUUCAUUUCACCAACUGGUCAAAAACUAAUAUCCCAUCCGUCCUUUCCCGUGAAUAUAAGUUGAAGUGACUGCCAUUAUAUGUACCACUAGCUGGUAUAACAACUUUCGUGAACAGAAACCACUAAAAGUUAAUAAGUUUGAUUUCUGAUUUAAACAUUCAGAGUACAGUUUAAUAAUGUGAGAAAAGACCAUCUGCAACUUAAGUCCAAUUUAUAGCUGUCCCCAUGUUUGGUGUUUAUAUAGAGGGUUUUAGUGUACUGCUGAUCACCUCAUUUAUCAACCACAAGACUACUUGUUACAGGUAAUUACAGAUACUGUGAAAUCAUUUUUAUUCGCAUAGGAUGAAUUUUUGCAUAUUUCGCGCUAGGACCGAUGCGCGAAUUAAAGACCGCGCUAUUAUUGUUUUUUAACUUAAUUUCUAAAAUUGAAAAUGCGCGAAUUAAAGUCCGCGCGAAACAGUCCUUUUUCACGUUUGCGCGAAAAUUCAUGCCAGCGAAUUUAAAUGAUUUCACAGUACCUUUGACUCAUCAGGAUAAAGAUGGUUAACUCCUCAGUUUGUAAUCAUGAACUAUCAAUUCAUUAUUAAUCAUGGGUGAAUAGCCAUCGUGGAUUUAGUGGUUGGGUAAAGGAUUGAAAGUUAAACUAAGGGAGCAAAUAUAUUAUCUUUUUGUUUGAAAUUCACUAAAUUCUGUUUCACUUAAUAACUGUUGUCUAAGACUAUGCAGAUUGUGGCCAUGAAUUAACCCUGACUUUACCCUGCUAUAUUUCUAAAAUGGACUGGUCCAUCAUUAAAUUUUGGAAGUGCCAUUUUUUAUUAGCUCACCUGAGCACAAAAUGCUCAUGGUGAGGUAUUGUGAUCACGCUGUGUCUGGCGUGCAUCUGUCAAAGUUGUCCGUCCGGCGUCAACAAUUGUGUUUAAACGACAUCCCCAAAACCACUGAAUGGAUUUUGAAGAAACUUGGCCACAAUGUUCCUUGUGUGGUCCGCUACCAAAGUUGUUCAAACGGUUCCAGUUGGUUGCACACAGGGGCUGCCAGAGCUUAAAAAAGAAAAAAACUUCAAACGACAUCUCCUAAACCGAUGGUCCGACUUUUGAAAAAUUUCACUAAAAUGGUCCUUAUGUCACCCUCACCAAGAUUAUUCUUAUUAUGUCUCCCACCACACAGUGGUGCGGGAGACAUAUUGAUUUACUCCAGUCUGUGUGUGUCUGUCUGUCUGUCUGUCUGUCUGUCACAAAGCUUGUCCGCACUCAAAGUCAAACAUUUCUCAUCCGAUCUUCACCAAACUUGAACAAAAUGUGUCUGACCAUAAGGCCUUGGCCAAGUUCGAUAACUAGCCAAAUCAGCCCAGGCACUUCGGAAUUAUGGCCCUUGAAUUACCGAAAAAUCCUCGGAGCGCAUGCGCUUUCGUGCACCCAAAUCGUACCCUAUACUACUUUUAUUAAUAGUAUAGGGUACGUUUUGGGUGCAAGAAAGCGCAUGCACAAGUAGUACAGGGUACAUUUUGGGUCCAAGAAAGCGCAGACUGACUUACUAUUUAGAUGAUUAGGCAGUUGUAGGAGACAUGCGCUUUUGACAAAACGAAAAGCAUCUCUAGUUCCUAUUUGUCAAAUACAUGGCCACCAGGAGGCAUGGUCACUUUUCCCAAUAUGUACAUAAUGAAAAGUUUAAAAAUCUUCUUGUGUGAAACUGCUAGCCUGAUUUUAAAAUAAUUUUGCACAAAUGUUCUAUGUGUGACCUUUUACCAAGAUUUUUGAUAUUACACUGAUUUUUUCAAAACAUGGUUGCCAGGGGGCAUGGUCACUUUUCCCUAUAUGUAUAUUGUGGAAAUUUUUAAAAUCUUUUGUGAAACUGCUGGCUUGAUUUUAAAAUAAUUUUACACAAAUGGUCCUUAUGUCACCCUUUUCCAAGAUUAUUCAAAUUAUUUUGAUUUGUCAAAUAACAUAGGUGUUAGAGGGCAUUGUUACUUUUCCCUCUACAUUGUACAUGUAUAAUUCUAGUGGAAACAUUAAAAAUCUUCUUGUGUGAAACUGCUGGCCCAAUUUUAAAAUAAUUUUACACAAAUGUUCCUUGUGUGACUCUUUCCCAAGAUUGUUCAAAUUAUCUGAUUCGUCAAAAACCAUGGCUGCCAGGGGACGUGGUCACUAUUUCCUAUAUGUAUAUAGCAGAAACUUCUUGUAUAAAACUGUUAGCCCAAUUUUAAAAUAAUUCUAUACAAAUGGUCCGUGUGUGACCUUCUACAAAUAGUGUUCAAAAUUUUUUGAUAUGUUAAAAAACAUGGCUGCCAGAGGGCAUGGUCACUUUUCAUAAACACAUCUUUUCCAAAACCACUGAAUGGAUUUCGAUGAAACUUUACACAAAUGAUCUCUGGGUAGCCCUCUUUUAAAGUUGUUCAAAUGGUUCCGGUUCAUUGAACGUAUGGGUCUUUUUGGUUAGAAAUAGGUUUUCAGCUGCUAUCAGACUUUAAUAAAAAUCUUUCUCUAGAGCUUUGAUAUUUGGUCAUGUGAUAUAAGGGUGUGACUCUCUACCAUAAUUGUCCAAAUUAUUGCCCUAAGGUAAAAAAUGUCCAUGCCCUUGUGCAUGACAUGUACUUGCUGUCGGGUUAUUUAUAAGAAACUUUGAAAAUCUUCUCUGAAUCAAUAACAGGAGAGUCUUGAUACUUGGCAUGUGAUAUCUGGGUUGUACUGUCUACCAUAAUUGUUCGAAGUAUUGCCCAAAGUUCAAAAAUGUGUGUGGCAUGUAUAUGAUAUACUUUUAUUAGGCUAACAUGGAAGAAAUCUAACUUUGUACUUACAUAAACACACUUGAAGCCUUGUACACAGGUGAGCGCUUUAGGGUCAAUGACCCUUUUAAAAGGUAUUCACUGAAAGCUUACUGACUGAAUAGCAAACAGUGUGGACCAUGAUCAGCCUGCACAGGUUGUGCUUUCAGAAUUGUAUGGGAACUUGUCUAAGGUUUUAUUUUUAGCUCGACUUAUCGAAGAAUAGGGGAGCUAUCCUACUCGCCCUGGCGUCGGCGUGAGCGUCGCACAAAUGUUAAAGUUUGCAUACCACCCCAAAUAUUUUCAAAGUCCAUUGAGAUAUUGCUUUCAUAUUUUGCAUGCUUGUUUACCAUCAUGACCCCAGUCUGUAAAAAGGAGGAGGCAACUCUAUCAAGCAUUUUGACUGAAUUAUGGCCCCUUUUCGAAUAUGCUUAUUGUAAUGUUAAAGUUUUACUCGUAGCUUAUAUUAUACCAUCAAGAACUGAGAAUAGUCGAGCGCUCUGUCAACUGACAGCUGUUGUUUAUUCUGAUGUCAAAAUUCAAAACAUUGAAGUUGUUCACAAAAUAUAGCCAUACACAUUCAUUUGUACCUGUAAAAUCCAACUUACAUUUUAAGUGUGUAGUUUUACCUACAGUGAGGUUCUAGGACAACUUGUGAAUGAAAAGAAUUGGAACUGUAGUCUUUUCCUUGCGCGGUUGUAAGAGGCAACUAUAUAUAAAAAGGGUCUUAACACCUGAUUUCUCUUGAUUUCAGCAGGACCUGGUAUUAAAGUUUUAAUCAAAUACCUGCUAUUUUUGACUAUAAAUGACCUUGGAGAAUAUUUUUUUCAACUUUUUAACAAAAAGUUGCAAAACUGCAUUUUUUAUGCUUUCAACAUUAGAAAUCAAUUUAUUGAUUAUCUAAAGGCAUAACCCUCUUAUUUGUAUUCAUUUUUUGACAUAAAAAUAAUUUCCGAUUAAGUCUCUCUUAAUAAAAAAUUUUUUUUCGACCUACACAUGUGUACACAAUCUCCCUACCGGUAUCUCUCUACAAAACACAUGAUGGUUAAGGAUUAUUUGUUUCUUUUAUCCAUGAAUUUUAAAUGUACAUGUAAUGUAAAAAGUUGUUUUAAAAUUACCUGUUCUGUUCAAUAGUAAUAAAUGUAGAUAGAUUGCCUUUAAGUUGGUUUAUUUUCUCUCAUUUUUGGGGACAUUAAACAUACCUUAGAUUUGGGCAAUUUUGAUUUCUUUUCUAAAAUGGAUUUUUAAAUGUAAUUGUUAUAUAUCUUACAACGGAUUCUUCUUUUUCAUCCACCUUUGAAAAUUAAAAUUCAAUUCAAACUUUGGCAAGAAAUGGUGAAAAAAACAUCUACAAUGCAGCAUAAAUAUAGUCACUAUGUUGAUUAUUCUAGGGGUAAAUAUGAAAGUUUGACACCUAUUUUUGCUUUGGUAUGAUAAUGAAAUUUUCUGUAAUUUAGCAGGCCAAAAAUGCCAUCAAGAGGGUACAGUCAUUCAGCAACUGCUGGAAACAGCAACAGUAAAAUUUCUAUAAAGAAAGAAUUAUUGCCAGUAUGCCAUGAUAAAUUAAUUCCUUGACUUAUAAUCAUUCCUACACGCCUCUAAUUUUUACAUUCUGCUCCUAACCAUUUUUAUUUCAAUAAGUAUCUGUGUUGUUUUUUCAUCUGUUUAUUUAAUUGACAUAAACUUUACUGUAUAUUAUAUCUACAUCUCAUCAUUUUUUUGUGUUUCCAUAAAGGAUACAAUCAAAUUCACUGCCACCAACCCCCACCCAACCUCAUUGCCCCCAUUCUAAGCAAAAACUGGAUGAUGAUUUAGCAGUUAAGUUAUAAUGGCAGAAGUAAAUUUUGAAAAUAAUACAUAAUUUUGUUGACGGAAAAGUUUUUCAGGGGUUUCUGGUGUUAUUUUCAAACAUUUGUAGGUGUGUGUUUUUAUUUAAUAUUUAGAAUUUUGUGAACUUGGUUCCUGUGUUCAGAUGUAAUAAAAUGAUAAUAUUGCAAGUGUAGUUCAUUCAUUAUACUUCCAUCUGAUAAUGUAAGGAAUAUAACUUAUACUGGUAACUAAGAGAAAUGAAAAUACAGUUAUCUUGAUGAUAUGAGAAUUCUCACAAUAAGGUAUAUUGAUACUGUCUGACAAAACAUAUUUGGUUACUCUACUUGCCAGUUUCACAACAGAGAGCACACCUGAUGGGCAGAAAGUAAAACUAUAUAGUAUUAAUUGUCACAAGUCGGCUAGAUGUGAAAAUGUCAAGUGUUAACAUUUGCUGUUGGAAUGAGAAUAGCUUGUGUGACAUGGAAAUGUUUGUGAUUACAGAAAAUGGAUACUAUUUGAAAAAUGAUAACCUCGCCCAAAAUACUGCACUGAAAUGACGAUACCAAAUUGAUUUCCUAAAUCCUUGAUUUUUGUCUUUCAACCAGUAACUCUGUUUUAAUAAAGUGGGGACAAGAAAUAGGUAGGUCAAAUGAAUUGGAGUUUUAUUUGAACAGUGGAAGACUGGCGUGGCAAUGAUAUCCUAAGUAAAGAAUAUUGUAAAAAAAAUCCCAUUGUCUUUAGAAUUUGAAAACAACAUCUCCAUGAAACAAUUCUUUUUAAACAAACCCCUGUCUCCAUGAAACAUUUUUAACAGGACCAGAGUGCGUCUCAACAAAACAGUUGAUUUAACUUCAUCCAUGUCUCCAUGAUACAGCCAUUUUAACAGUAUUUAUGUUUGUUUUUGUGUUUAAUGAUAUGCUUUAUUGAUUUACAGCCAAAAUCAAUUUCACAGUCUUGCUGAAGUAUAAUGGAGGAGUCAGUAAAUGGUUAAAGUCCAUGCAUCAUUUAGUUUAUUCCAUUCUCAUUUCAUAGAGCACAAACCUUUUAGUGGAUGAAAAGAUCAGAAAAAUGCUAGUAAUAGAAAUGUUUGCUCUGGCAGUUGGGUUUUAUUUACAUCUCUCUCUAUAGAAUCUGAAUAGGAAAAAGACUUCAUCAAUACCUAUAUUCAAUCCAUUUAUCAUUAAUGUAUGGAUAUAUAAUGACAUUCAUAAAUAUUUAAAUACAGACAUCAAAUUCACAAAAAUGAUUAAAAUAUUCAUUUGAAUGUUGGUGUUUAGGCUGUAAGUGGUUAGAUCAUGUUAAAUACCUUCACAUUAAACUUUUUAAAAUUUUGGAAUGAUGCUACAUCUAAAUCUAUCUAUUUCAGUUUAAAUGAAGCAAUUGUUUUCAUGGGAAUAAUUUGAUCGUGCAGACUAGAGUUUUUAAAAAUGGCAGAGGCAGUGUCUGUUUCAAACAAAGGGAGACAACUUGUAUGUAGUAUUUGUCAAAAAACAUUUGAGGAGAUGACUGUAUCUUCGUGCUUCCAUACGUUUUGUUUAGAUUGUUUGCGAGGACAAGUGUCAAGUUUUGGUGGAACAAUUUAUCGUUGCCCAAUCUGUAAGGCAUCAGUGAAUUUACCAGGGGAGGUAAUCCGCCACUUUAAAAGUGAGAACUAUGAUGAAGACAAUUAUUAUUUAACCUCUUUCGAGUCAGACAUGUGACAUUUGCUCUGAUGAUAGGAUGGCUAUUAACAGAUGCAUGCAGUGUGAAGAAAGUCUGUGUCACGCCUGCACGAAUGCUCAUCUGAAAAUGAAGGCGUCUCGUUACCAUCGACAACAUGUUGUACCAUUGGCAGAUCAGUCAAUCACAAAUUAUCCCGACAGGUCAAGGUCACAGAAAAACUGUUGGAGACAUAGAAAUGAGGAAAUUAAGUUUGUUUGCAAGGAAUGUGAUGUUGUUCUGUGUUUGAUAUGUAAACUGCUGGAGCACGAACAUCAUGUGACAAAACCAAUCUCUGAAGAAGCGAAUGAAGUACGUCGAAGACUUGCGUCACUCCUUCAGAAACAGAUUGGCCUUGGAGAAAAGCUGCAGAUGAAAAUUCGGGAAACAGAAACGAGGAAAACACAGUAUCCACAUGAAUUGGAGCAAGAACUGACAAAAUUGAAUUACCAAGCAUCACAAAUGCAUGCAGAAAUAGAAAAUGAGAAACAGAAAUCAGAGAAGGAAUUAAAACAUCAUUAUGGGGAUCAUUUGAGUAAAUACGAAACAGAUAGAGGACACCUGACACAAGAUUAUGAAAAAUACAGAGCAGCAAACACAGAGGCUUUACAGUUGUUAAAUAGUAACAAUGAUGUUUAUGUUGUUGGAAAAGGGAUGUUUUUAUACGAUAGGUUGAACGAAAUGGAAUGUGACAUCAGAGAUACUUCUGAGACAAGUUCGAUUAAACCUGCAAAGCGCUUCCAGUAUGGCUCUAUUGAUACUCAGCAAAUACAAAGUAUGAUGGGAUAUGUAAGCGAAAAUGACAGCAGGUCAUCCCUGUCUCCACAAAGGUUUGAGCAUAGGCAAAUGUCAGCUGAUGGGAUGUUUCUUAGGGAGUCUAGCAUGGCUGCAUCAUCUAUUAGAAAUUUUAAACUUUACUCAAAAUUUGUAAUUCCUUUUACUGACGGAAUGGGUUAUGUAUAUGGAAUUGCACCUGUAAGCCAAAGCAGAGCUUGGAUUACAUUACUUGACCAUGAAACUGUUGUUCUGAUUGAUAUAAAAGGGAAUAUUUUAUCAUCAGCAGAUGUCGGGGAUGUGUGUGAGGAUGUUACUGCCAACUUGGAUGGAGAAUGCUAUAUCACCUGUCCAAGAACAAAAUGUAUUAAGCGAGUCGGUCAGAAUGGUCAGGUUGAAGAAGUUGUGUCCCGGUUUCGUCAAGAUCCGCACGGCAUUUGCUUAUCUCAGUUUGGAAACACACAAGACAGAGACCCAAUGACGGAGCUUUAUGUUUGUUUCACUGAAACACGUGGAUCUACAGUGUCCCUGUAUGAUAAUCAAAAGGGUUGUUUGCGAGUAUUUUCAGAAAAUGGCGACGAUGUAGGGAGAAGCUUCCAUCUACAGGCCCCUGUGCGUGUCGAUGUUCAUCACGAUAGUAAUACUCUUUGUGUCUCUGAUCACAGUAAUGGAUGUGUAAUGAUAAGUGACUUGUCUGGACAAUUUGUAAAAGCAAUAUAUACUGGAGAAAAUGAUGAGGAAAUGUUUAAACCUCUUGGUGUAUGCUUUGAUUCUGUGGGAAAUGUGAUCAUUGCAGAAUGGAGUGGAAACCAGGUUAUCCUGGUAUCGCAGGAGGGGGAAUACAUUAAAACACUCAUCACUGACAUAGAAGGUCCACAAAGCGUAGCAUUUAAAAAUGGUUUGUUGUGGGUAGGAGGCAGACUUGGCAAAGUUAAUGUUUACAGUAUGAAUUAAACUAUUAAAUUAUGUCAGGGAAUAGCCCAUCUUCAGUACUAAUAACUUAUGCUGAGCAUCGACAUGCUCAAGAUUGAACAUUUGUCCUUUCUUUGUAAAUAGACAUUAAAUUUUGUACUCGGCACAGUUGGGCUGUACCCAAAUUGACAAAAGGAGUGUGAAAAGGUAUAAAUGAUAGAGUAUUAGGUACCUUAGGUGAAACUGGGGAUUUGCUCAAGACAAAAAAAAAUGCUUAAUACAAAAAGUGAAGGAAAAAAGUUCUGAUUCUUACACUUUUCAUUUCUGUAUUCCAAGUUCAACUGAAAUCUCUUCAGCCUUUUUAAGAGGUUGUGGAUGAAAGUGUGAUGGCUGGACAAGGUGACAUCUAAAAUAAGCAAAUUUUAGUGAAUUUAUAUCCCCUAACAAAUAAGUUGUUCUGUGAAUGAGGGACUAUAUUUUGAAAGAUAUUUCAUUCUAGACAUACACAGCUCUAAUGGUUCCUAUUUUUUACAAAAUCAAGGGGAAAAGCUCUGCCUAAUAGCGAUAUAUUUGUAUUAAGUUUCAUGAAGGUUCCAUCAAUGGGUUACUUUGUUGUGUGGGAAUUUAUGAAUUUUAAGCUCAUCUGAUUUUUUGAAAAAAAAAGAUGAGUUAUUGUCAUCACUUGAUCGGCGUCGUAGUUGCCUGGUUAAGUUUUAUGUUUAGGUCAGCUUUUCUCCUAAACUAUCAAAGGUAUUGCUUUGAAACUUGCAACACUUGUUCAUCAUCAAUAGCUGACCCUGUACAUAACUCCAUCCUGCUUUUUGCAAGAAUUAUGGCCCCUUUUGGACUUAGAAAAUAUCAGAUUUCUUGGUUAAGUUUUAUGUUUAGGUCAACUUUUUCUUUUAAACUAUCAAAGCUAUUGCUUUGAAACUUGCAACACUUGUUCACCAUCAUAAGCUGACCCUGUUCAUCAAGAAUUGUAACUCUAUCCUGCUUUUUUCAUGAAUUAUUGCCCCUUUUGGACUUAGAAAAUCAGAUUUCUUGUUUAAGUUUUAUGUUUAGGUCAGCUUUUCUCCUAAACUAUCAAAGCUAUUGCUUUGAAACUUGCAACACUUGUUCACCAUCAUAAGCUGACCCUGUACAGCAAGAAACAUAACUCCAUUCUGCUUUUUGCAAGAUUUAUGGCCCCUUUUGUACUUAGAAAAUAUCAGAUUUCUUGGUUAAGUUUUAUGUUUAGGUCAACUUUUUCUUUUAAACUAUCAAAGCUAUUGCUUUGAAACUUGCAACACUUGUUCACCAUCAUAAGCUGACCCUGUACAUCAAGAAACAUAACUCCAUCCUGCUUUUUGCAAUAAUUAUUGCCCCUUUUGGACUUAGAAAAUCAGUUUUCUUGAUUGAGUAUUAUGUUUAAGUCGGCUUUUCUCAUCAAAGCUAUUGCUUUAAAACUUGCAACAAUUUUUCACCAUCAUAAGCGGAUGCUGUACUUUAAGAAACAUACCUAUCUCCUGCUUUUUGUAAGAAUGAUGGCCAUUUUUAGACUUAGAAAAUCAUGGGUAGGACAAUAUUUCUAUUUUACAGAAAAAUCAGACGAGCGUCAGCACCCGCAAGGCGGUGCUCUUGUUAAACAAAGGGACGGGCAACAACUGCAGUUGCUGAAUAGGUCCUGAUAAAAGAUAUGCAUGCACCAUCACCCUUUAGUGAAAAUGCCCUGAAGAUCCACGAACGGAUUACUUUGUUAUGUGGAAAUUUAUGCAUUGUAAGAUAAUUAAGAGGCAAAACCUCUGGUUAAUGAAGUGAUCUUGAUGAAAUUGCACAUGCAUCACCACCCUAUUGUGAUCUACAUUUAUUUGAAGUUUCAUGAAGAUCCAUCAAUGUGCAAAUUAAUAAUGUGAGGUUUGGUGAUUCUAGCUGAAAUACUGAGUUAUAAGCAUUAACAAGGGGUUAAACUUUUUCCUGGGUCAAGGGGGAUAAUAUUAUAUAUAUAUAGGCAGUCAUGCGCUAAUCAAUAAUUAUAUGAGAUUUUGCAUUUUCAUAUUCAGAGGGAGGCAACACAAUGUAAAAACAAUAUCCCUCUGCCUCUGGCGGGGGUAGUUUAAUUAUUUUGCUCCUACGUGCGUGCAUAGGUACGUGUCUGCAUAGUCUUUCAUUAAACCAAGCAAGGUCAUGAUGACCUUUUACUACUGUGCAAAGUUUCACAGCUCAAAUGUAAGUUACUUUGAAAACUGGCCCCGUCCUCUAGCAGCCUGGCCUGAUUUUGAAACGUCGAUAUGACUUACAUUUUUGGAGGUCAAGUAAAAAAACAUUUUCAAAGGUUGAAUAGAGACCAUGUUUGGCAAUUUGAAACAAUCUUAGUAACAUAUUUACUCGCCUGUAAGACUGGAAAAUUAAACAGCUAUUUAAUGUCCAAAGUCACCUCCCCGUCCUAUAGGCAGGUAACGAAAUAUCCAAAAUUACCAUAUUUACUCGCCUACGAGAUGGGGAAAUUAAACAGCUAGUUCAAGUCCAAGUCCCCAAUCUAAUAAGCGAACCUAUAAAAUAUCCAAAAUUCCACCCCCACCCUCCCCCCUCCAAGUCAAAAUCUGGCAGAAAAUUGGCAAGAGGGUCACCCAAAGCAACCUGAAAAUUUAUUUCAAAAUCUGGCCUGCAGUUUGACAAGAUUUUUUUAGGUUUCCACUAAAAACAUUAACGGGGAAAAGCGAGUUGUGAUUCUAAUGAACAGAAAUAAUUUGAACACUUGAUAAAGGGUUACCAAAUGAAGAUUUCUGUCAAAUUAUUUUGAAAACCAACAACUGUUUCCAAUAUUUAUUUUUUCUGUUCACAUGACAACCAGAGUUUGCAAGGAAUAAUUUUAUUAAAGGGGACAACCUAAGAGGCAUUCCCCCUGGAAUUUAGUUAAAACAAGCAAAGCAGCUAAGAGAUGCUGUUAACAGCAAUUGCUUUAAACUGACAGGCAUUGGGUGAUCGAGGAAGCUAACCUUUUAACUCGUGAAGCUAACCUUUUAACUCGGGUGAGCUUAAAAAGGUC
Mercenaria mercenaria is the source of this 12717-nucleotide messenger RNA. RefSeq lists its product as uncharacterized. Gene Ontology annotation, biological process: positive regulation of DNA-templated transcription. Gene Ontology annotation, cellular component: chromatin; nucleoplasm. Gene Ontology annotation, molecular function: ubiquitin-protein transferase activity; zinc ion binding. Bases 8028 to 9734 code for a protein of 568 amino acids. The record is from RefSeq and is a predicted model, not a curated record. The transcript has a single exon. Lineage: Eukaryota; Metazoa; Mollusca; Bivalvia; Venerida; Veneridae.